ACUUGUGGAAAUAAAGAGAGGCACCGUCUCUUAUCCUAUCCAUUUACUAUAUUUCUCUCGUCACCUCAAACCCUCCCUUAUGCCUCUCCAGAGAAAACCAAGAAGCCAUGUUAAUAAACGUCUCACAUUCCUCACCAUCUUCUUCCUGUUCACUAAUCAGAUUAAUCAAUUCGAAGACACCCAUCUCAGAAUUCCCUUUAAAACACAAAUCCCACCUCCCAAAAUCUGUAUCUUCUUCUGUUUGCUGUUCAUUUUGUGCAUCAAAUCUGAAAUUGCCUUUCAAGAACCAGUUUUCCCAUCUGAAGAGUGGGUAUCCACGUAGGAAGAGGGGAACUUUCAGGACAUGGGCUAUUGCUGGAUUUGAUUUUGGAAACUUUGAGAGCGCUCAAUCUGUUUUCGAGGCAGCUGGAGUUUUAACAGCCAUCAUCAUUGUUCACGAGAGUGGUCACUUCUUUGCCGCUUAUCUUCAAGGUAUACAUGUAAGCAAAUUUGCUGUUGGUUUUGGUCCUGUUUUAGCUAAAUUUAAUGCAAAUAAUGUAGAGUAUUCCAUUAGAGCUUUUCCACUUGGGGGUUUUGUGGGUUUUCCUGAUAAUGAUCCUGAUAGUGAUAUUCCGGCGGAUGAUGAAAAUUUGCUCAAGAAUAGACCAAUAUUGGACAGGGUCCUUGUAAUUUCUGCUGGGGUUGUUGCCAAUAUAAUCUUUGCCUAUGUGAUUAUACUAGCGCAAGUUUUCUCAGUUGGUCUGCCUAUACAAGAGGCUUUUCAUGGUGUACUUGUGCCUGAGGUUCGAGCCUUAUCUGCUGCUUCCCGUGAUGGGUUGCUUCCUGGUGAUGUAAUUAUGGGUAUUAAUGGUAUUGAAUUGUCAAAAUCUGGCCCAAGUUUGGUUUCCCAGGUUGUUGAUGUGAUUAAGAAAAAUCCAAGAAAAAAUGUGUUGCUGAAGGUGGAGAGGGGGAAAGAGGAUUUUGAAAUUGGUGUUACCCCAGAUGAAAAUAUGGAUGGAACAGGUAGGAUUGGAGUACAAUUAUCCCCAAAUGUGAAGAUUUCAAGGGUUAGACCCAGGGAUAUACUUGAAGCUUUGAAUUAUGCAGGGCGGGAAUUCUGGGGUCUCUCAUCCAAUGUCUUGGAUGGUUUGAAGCAGACUUUCGUUAACUUCUCGCAGUCAGCCAGCAAGGUCUCGGGUCCAGUUGCUAUUAUUGCUGUUGGUGCAGAAGUUGCAAGAUCAAAUAUUGAUGGGCUUUACCAAUUUGCCGCUGUUCUAAAUCUUAACCUUGCAGUGAUUAACCUUCUCCCAUUACCUGCUUUGGAUGGAGGUUCCUUGGCCUUGAUCCUCUUAGAAGCAGCUAGGGGUGGAAGGAAGCUCCCUCUAGAAUUGGAGCAACGUAUCAUGUCGUCGGGGAUUAUGCUUGUUAUACUUCUUGGUUUAUUCCUCAUUAUACGGGACACACUGAACCUUGAUUUUAUCAAAGAAAUGUUGUGACACUUACAUGGUCUUUGAACUCAAGAAAUGAUUUAAGCUGGAAAAAAAUUGUGACAUCUGCCAGUUCUGAUUGCUGGCAAAAUCUCUGAAGGGAGUUUGCGGUCAAUGCUAGCCUCUUGUUGGUUCUUCUGUGGCACAGCCAGGUAGUUUAUGGCUUACCAUCUUCUCAAUUUGUUUUGUUUUAUCAUAUGUCAAUCUUCUUCAUUGGCUUGUAAAUCCUAUUUCUCAUUACACUGGUGAUGCUGGCUUGGGUUCGUAACUCCAUAAUUGGGUUUUUUCUCUCUGUUAAUUCAUGCAGAUAUGUGUAAGAUUAGAAUUCAUUUUAAUCAUUAAAUAAUUGAGAAUGCUUGGAUGUUUUAGUUUGAA
Messenger RNA from Malania oleifera, 1841 nucleotides. Its product is annotated as probable membrane metalloprotease ARASP2, chloroplastic. The record is from RefSeq and is a predicted model, not a curated record. Gene Ontology annotation, biological process: proteolysis. Gene Ontology annotation, molecular function: protein binding; metalloendopeptidase activity. The coding region runs from base 108 to 1475 and encodes 455 amino acids. Gene Ontology annotation, cellular component: membrane. The transcript has a single exon. NCBI's taxonomy places the organism in Eukaryota, Viridiplantae, Streptophyta, Magnoliopsida, Santalales, Ximeniaceae.